Molecule: messenger RNA, 1847 nt
Organism: Apodemus sylvaticus (European woodmouse)
Lineage: Eukaryota; Metazoa; Chordata; Mammalia; Rodentia; Muridae
Gene: Ip6k2
Product: inositol hexakisphosphate kinase 2
Exons: 7
Coding region: 223-1569 (448 amino acids)
Biological process (GO): phosphatidylinositol phosphate biosynthetic process; inositol phosphate biosynthetic process
Cellular component (GO): cytoplasm; nucleus
Molecular function (GO): inositol hexakisphosphate kinase activity
Source: RefSeq, a predicted model, not a curated record
GCUGGGGGGCGGGGCCAAGCGCGGCCGCAGCCAUUUUGGUGGAAGAGAAACAAUAGGACGGAAGCGUCGCGGGACUAGGCUGUGGCCGCAGAGUGGCCGGUCCCGCACAAACCGAGGAGCAGAGAUCGUACAGGCGGCUGUAAGGACAGACAGUGAACGGAGGACGAGCUGGCCUCUGGACCCCGCUGCCUCCCCUUUCUUCCUGCUGCUUGUGUCCGGAGGAUGAGCCCAGCCUUCAGGACCAUGGACGUGGAGCACCGCACCCAGGGCGUCCUGCUGGAGCCCUUUGUCCACCAGGUCGGGGGGCACUCAUGCGUUCUCCGAUUCAAUGAGACAACUCUGUGCAAGCCCCUGGUUCCGAGGGAGCAUCAGUUCUACGAGACCCUCCCAGCUGAGAUGCGCAAAUUCACUCCCCAGUACAAAGCUGUUUUGAUAUUUGUUAGGUGUGCAGAUGAGUUUGGGGCCUCUGGCAACAUAGAGACUAAGGAACAGGGUGUGGUAUCAGUACGCUUUGAAGAAGAUGAAGACAGGAACUUGUGUUUAAUAGCAUAUCCACUAAAAGGGGACCAUGGAACUGUGGAUAUUGUAGACAAUUCAGACUGUGAACCAAGAAGUAAGCUGCUAAGAUGGACAAGCAAAAAGCAGCAUGUCCUAGAAACAGAAAAGAAUCCCAAGGACUGGGUGCGCCAGCACCGGAAGGAGGAGAAGAUGAAGAGCCAUAAGUUAGAAGAAGAAUUUGAGUGGCUAAAGAAAUCUGAAGUCUUAUACUACAGUGUAGAAAAAAAGGGAAAUGUAAGUUCCCAGCUUAAACACUAUAACCCUUGGAGCAUGAAGUGUCAUCAGCAGCAGUUACAGAGAAUGAAGGAGAACGCAAAGCACCGGAACCAGUACAAAUUCAUCUUACUGGAGAACCUGACUUCCCGCUAUGAGGUGCCUUGUGUCCUGGACCUCAAGAUGGGGACACGCCAGCAUGGUGAUGAUGCGUCAGAGGAAAAAGCUGCUAACCAGAUCCGAAAAUGUCAGCAGAGCACAUCUGCGGUCAUCGGUGUUCGAGUGUGCGGCAUGCAGGUGUACCAGGCGGGCACUGGGCAGCUCAUGUUCAUGAACAAGUACCAUGGGCGGAAGCUUUCGGUGCAGGGCUUCAAGGAGGCACUGUUCCAGUUCUUUCACAAUGGGCGGUACCUGCGCCGUGAGCUCCUGGGCCCUGUGCUCAAGAAGCUAACUGAGCUCAAGGCCGUGUUGGAGCGACAGGAAUCCUACCGCUUCUAUUCAAGUUCCCUACUGGUCAUUUAUGAUGGCAAGGAAUGGCCAGAAGUGACCCUGGACUCCGAUGCUGAGGACUUAGAGGACCUCUCUGAAGAGUCGGCUGAUGAGUCUGCCGGUGCCUAUGCCUACAAGCCCAUCGGUGCCAGCUCAGUGGACGUGCGCAUGAUCGACUUUGCACACACCACCUGCAGGCUGUAUGGCGAGGACAGUGUGGUGCAUGAGGGCCAGGAUGCUGGCUAUAUCUUUGGGCUUCAGAGCCUGAUAGACAUUGUCACAGAGAUAAGUGAGGAGAGUGGGGAGUGAGCUUGCUGGCUAUGCCAGUACCUGAGAGACUUUGUGUCCCCCCACAGCUGUGCUGUCGGGAAGCAGGCCAGUAUGGCUAGGUGUUGGCCUCUGCAGCCUGGCGCUGAUAGACAGUGGCCCCUGUGACCCCCCUCCCCCCCCAGCCUGAGCCAGCCCCAGACGUGCUCAGAGCCUUUUAUUUAUUUUAACUAUUUCUUCAACAUUCCACAUUUGAUGAUGCAGAUACCUCUUUCUUCCCUGAGUGUAAAUGUUCUAAUACAGAUCUUUUGUUUAUUGUA